Molecule: messenger RNA, 3178 nt
Organism: Drosophila takahashii
Lineage: Eukaryota; Metazoa; Arthropoda; Insecta; Diptera; Drosophilidae
Gene: betaCOP
Product: coatomer subunit beta
Biological process (GO): endoplasmic reticulum to Golgi vesicle-mediated transport; intracellular protein transport; intra-Golgi vesicle-mediated transport
Cellular component (GO): cytoplasm; COPI vesicle coat
Molecular function (GO): structural molecule activity
Source: RefSeq, a predicted model, not a curated record
CAAAAUCAAUCCAAUCGCACACACAAGUGACACGUCGGAAGAGAGAGAAAAAGCGAAGGAAUUGGAAAUCGGGGAAGCAGGCGCAGCAAAUAUACAUAUUGAGAACCCGACCAGGAUCAGGAUCACAGCCAGGUGCCACGAUGACGUCGCAAGUGCCGUGCUACACGAUAAUCAACUCGCCGGACCUCGAGGUGCCCAACGAGAUGCAGCUGAAGCAGGAUUUGGAGAAGGGCGACACGAACGUCAAGAUCGAAACGCUGAAGAGGGUGAUCAAGCUGCUGCUCAACGGGGAACGCUACCCGGGCCUCAUCAUGACCAUCAUCCGGUUCGUGCUGCCCGUGCAGAACCAUACGAUCAAGAAGCUGCUGCUGAUCUUCUGGGAGAUUGUGCCGAAGACCUCGGCGGACGGGAAGCUGCUGCAGGAGAUGAUCCUGGUGUGCGAUGCGUAUCGCAAGGACCUGCAGCACCCCAAUGAGUUUCUGCGCGGCUCCACGCUGCGUUUCCUCUGCAAGCUGAAGGAGCCGGAGCUCCUGGAGCCGCUGAUGCCCGCCAUUCGCGCCUGCCUGGACCACCGGCACUCGUAUGUGCGGCGCAACGCCGUCCUGGCCAUCUUCACCAUCUACAAGAACUUCGACUGGCUGGUGCCGGAUGGCCCGGAGCUGAUAGCCAGCUUCCUGGACACCCAGCAGGACAUGAGCUGCAAGCGGAACGCCUUCCUGAUGCUCCUCCAUGCGGAUCAGGAGCGGGCCUUGAACUAUUUGGCCAGCUGCAUCGACCAGGUGCACUCGUUUGGCGACAUCCUGCAGCUGGUCAUCGUGGAGCUGAUCUACAAGGUCUGCCAUGCCAAUCCCGCCGAGCGUUCGCGCUUCAUCCGCUGCAUCUACAAUCUGCUCAACUCCAGCUCGAAUGCAGUGAGAUACGAGUCGGCGGGCACGUUGAUUACCCUUUCGCUGGCUCCGACGGCCAUCAAGGCGGCCGCCAGCUGCUACAUCGAGUUGGUGGUCAAGGAGAGCGAUAAUAAUGUGAAGCUGAUUGUCCUGGACCGCCUGGUGGCCAUGAAGGAGCACGAGGGCAUGGAGAAGGUGAUGCAGGACCUGGUGAUGGACGUCCUGCGUGUUCUGGCCGCUCCAGACAUCGAGGUUCGCAGGAAAACCCUCGCUUUGGCCUUGGACCUAGUCUAUUCGCGGAAUAUCGGCGAAAUGGUGCUGGUCCUCAAGAAGGAGGUGGCCAAAACGCACAACGUGGAGCACGAGGACACCGGGAAGUACCGGCAGCUGCUGGUGCGCACCCUGCACACCUGCUCCAUCAAGUUCCCCGACGUGGCCGCCAAUGUAAUACCCGUACUGGUGGAGUUCUUGUCGGACACAAAUGAACUGGCUGCCGCCGAUGUGCUGGUCUUUAUACGCGAGGCCAUACAAAAGUUCCCGGCGCUGCGGGCGCUGAUCAUUGAGCAUCUGAUCGAGGCCUUCCCGCAGAUCAAGUCGUCGAAGAUCCAUCGCGCCGCCGUCUGGAUUCUGGGCGAGUAUGUGGAGGGCGCACAGAUCCUGGAGGUGAUUGCCGUCAUCCAGCAGACGCUGGGCGAGGUGCCCAUGGUGGAGGCCGAGCAGCGUCGCCUGGCCGGCGAUCAGACGGAGGAGCAGCAGCAGCAGCAGCAGCAGCGGGAGGAGGGAGCCCCUGGCGCAGGCAAUGCCAGCAAUAAGGUGACCUCCGAUGGCACCUACGCCACCCAGAGCGCCUACAGCCUGGCCCCCGUGGCCAAGGCCGAGAAGCGGCCGCCUUUGCGCCAGUACUUGAUGGACGGCGACUUCUUCAUCGGCGCCGCCCUCUCCGCCACUUUGACCAAGCUGGCGCUGCGCUAUGCGGAUUUGCAGCCCGAGGCGCGGGCACAGAAUCGCCUGACCACCCAGGUGAUGCUCAUCAUGAGCUCCAUUUUGCACCUGGGCAAAUCCGGUUUCCCCAGCAAACCGAUCACCAACGACGACACCGAUCGCAUCUUUGUCUGCCUGCGCACGCUGAGUGAACGCACCCCCGAGGCUGUGGCCGUCUUCACGCUCUUCUGCCGCGAGGCUCUGGGCAAAAUGCUGGAUGCCCAGCACGACGAGGAUCAGCGGAUGCUGAAGGAGAAGCAAAAGGCCGCCGCCAAGGUGCAGCCCGAUGAUCCGGUGCUCUUCGCACAGCUCUCCAACGGGCGCGACAAUCAGCUGGGCGAGAAUGUCUUCGAAUCGAGCUUGAAUCAGGCGCUCGCGGGCAGCAAGAAUGCCCAGCUGAGCGACGUGGCGUCGCCGAACAGCAAGCUGAACAAGGUCACCCAGCUGACGGGCUUCUCGGAUCCCGUCUACGCCGAGGCCUACGUCAAUGUCAACCAAUACGACAUUGUGCUGGACGUGCUGAUUGUGAAUCAGACCAACGACACGCUGCAAAACUGCACCCUGGAACUGGCCACUUUGGGCGAUCUGAAGCUGGUGGAGCGCCCGCAUCCCGUGGUUUUGGCCCCGCACGACUUCUGCAACAUCAAGGCCAACGUGAAGGUCUCCUCCACCGAGAACGGCAUCAUUUUCGGCAAUAUUGUCUACGACACCGCUCUCAAUACAAACGUUGUGGUCUUGAACACCAUCCACAUCGACAUCAUGGACUACAUCAUUCCGGCCAGCUGCACGGACACCGAGUUCCGGCAAAUGUGGCAGGACUUUGAGUGGGAGAACAAGGUGACGGUGAACACCAGCUUCACCGAUCUGCACGAGUAUCUCAAGCACCUGCUGAAGAGCACCAACAUGAAGUGCCUCACGCCGGAGAAGGCGCUGUCCGGCCAGUGCGGCUUCAUGGCCGCCAAUAUGUACGCCAAAUCCAUUUUCGGUGAGAAUGCCCUGGCCAAUCUGAGCAUCGAGAAGCCCGUGGAUGAUCCCGAUUCCAAGGUGACGGGACACAUUCGCAUUCGCGCCAAGAGUCAGGGCAUGGCCUUGAGUCUGGGCGACAAGAUCAGCUCCUCGCAGAAGCAGUCGGUGCAGGCGGCCUAGUGGACGUGCAACUGGACGUGGACGACCAGCCACCACCAGGAGCGACGUAUCUAGACGCUACGUAUUCGGCACGACCGCCCGCAUUCCGCCAGCCUGCAACUUCUUCAAUUUACAUUACACGUUACACUUAUGCAUAAAGAAUAUAUUAUACCUUAACCCCAAAA